Molecule: messenger RNA, 1786 nt
Organism: Aaosphaeria arxii CBS 175.79
Lineage: Eukaryota; Fungi; Ascomycota; Dothideomycetes; Pleosporales
Product: ankyrin
Exons: 3
Coding region: 92-1570 (492 amino acids)
Molecular function (GO): protein binding
Source: RefSeq, a predicted model, not a curated record
CUGAUAAAUCUCCAUCUUCCGCUACCACUUUAGCCAUAGCUAUCAUCUUCCUCACAGCCGUGAAAACGAAGCGAUCGAAUCAGCAACAAUCAUGACGGUAUUCCCCAACGAGAUAUACGACAUAAUCCUGCACCACUCCAUCAAGGAGCGGGGGAUCAGGAGGGGAUUGCGGUUGAGACUCGUCAAUAAGAGCUUUGCACGCGAGGUCUUGAACGUUAUAUGUGCACACGGUCUCCUCAGAGGUGUUCGGCCUCGGACGCGGGAACCCGUACCUCGAGAAUUUCUGAUCCGAUACGUCGAACACCAGCUUCUACAUGGUCCGCCGGAACAUCAACCCAAUGUUCGGGCUACCUUGCACGAAGCAGCGACGAAGAUGUACCACGAAAGGGACGUCAACGACGCAGACCUGUCAUCCGUCGAGGACUGCAAGAAGAGACUGAUUCGAGCAUUCGACUACUAUCCAGAUCCAGAAAAGUUUGCAGGGAAAUUUUCCAGUUAUACUUCCAGUCUAGGAUUCGCGGGAUUUGAAGAUAAAGCCUUCGCGAUAGGGGUCGCUUUGGUUACCAAUGACAUUCCGUUCAUUACCAAUUGGGUCAAGAUCAGGAAAGAAGUAACUAUUGCCAAUGUGCGCAGUAUUUACUUCGGCCCACACAUCACUAUGGCAGCCAGGUACGGAAAUGAAACGACGCUGGGGCUAUAUAUGACCGAUGGAACGGCAACCGUGAAUGCAGAUAUGAGAGCGCAAAUGUUCAGAGAGGUGGCAAAGCAGGGCAGAGAAGAUGACAUCAUAAAGUUCGUGUGGAGCUUCCAGAUCGACGAGGUCCCUUGGAGGCUGAGCGAUUCUAACAGCCUCGAGAUGAGAGAGCUAGUCCUCUAUGAGGCGUUGAAUACACCGAGCGUCAGGGCGUUUCAAUUGGUUGAAGAGCUCAUCCCAACGCCUACGGUCCAUCGAAUAAUGGAAGUCCCGAGCCAAAAAAGGUGGCGAGAGAAUCGAGAUACAUGGGGCUUUCACAUCGAUAAAAGACUGAUCGAAUGUGCUCGACUGGGACAUCUGGAAAUGGCCAUCCAUAUGAUUCGGCUUGGCGCAAACGUACAGGGCCUUGGAUCCAGAGAAACAGGGCCAUUGUCCAUGGCUUGCAGAGCUGGUCAUCUCGAUAUGGUCAAGCUACUGCUAAAACACGGAGCAGACCCUAAGGGAUCGGUCGCUGUAGCUGCAGCGGACGGGCGCGUGGAAAUUGUCCGGUAUCUCUUGUCUAAAGAUGUUGCUCCGCUGAUGGAUUUGACUGAGCCAGCACAAUGCGGGUCAUUGGAACUCAUACGCCUUUUACUAGAUGCUGGCGUCGAUGCUCGUUUUCCAAUUGGUUCCGAAAGCCUACUUGUCCAUGCCGUCAGGCUUGAACAUACGGCAAUGUUCAAACUGUUCCUUGAAAGGGGCGCACAUCUACGAAACUUGAGCACAGUCAAAGAGUGUGUUCGAAUAGCGGAGGAAGAUGGGCUAGACUCGAUGAUUUCUUUGCUCGAAAGGCAUGGAGCAGACAUCGACAAGGACUUUCUCCACGUGGAGUAUUAGCUCUGGAGCUAGUGAGAAAGUCAAGAAUUGAACAUGCAUGCUCGGGCUCUAAAUUCGGAUAGGCUACCUCGGUAUCGGAUGGGCUGGCCAAACACAAUGGAUAUCUCAUAUAUAUUUCAGUACGAGACACCAGUACGUUGUAAUUGAGGUAAUGGUGAGGGCAAUGAUAUAAUUCCGUAGAGAUCGACUCCAUAGCACAGAAGAGAAGCAUUUCAG